This is a messenger RNA of Lathyrus oleraceus (garden pea), 2561 nucleotides long. RefSeq names its product subtilisin-like protease SBT3. The transcript has a single exon. Gene Ontology annotation, molecular function: serine-type endopeptidase activity. The coding region runs from base 15 to 2291 and encodes 758 amino acids. The record is from RefSeq and is a predicted model, not a curated record. Lineage: Eukaryota; Viridiplantae; Streptophyta; Magnoliopsida; Fabales; Fabaceae. Gene Ontology annotation, biological process: proteolysis.
AACACAUUUCAAUCAUGGCUUCCAAUAUUUCUCUUCUUUUGUUGUUCUCCUAUUUUACAACAAUCCUUCAUUUUAUUAUUUUCACAUUUGCUCAAUCUGAUAAUUACAUCAUUCACAUGGAUUUAUCAGCUAUGCCUAAAGCAUUCUCAGAUCAACAUAGUUGGUAUCAUUCUACUCUUUCUCAAGUUACUACUACUAACAGUAAUCUCAAUUCUCCUUCUUCUAAAAUGAUUUAUACAUACAGUAAUGUUAUGAAUGGUUUUAGUGCUAAUCUAUCCCCUCAAGAUCAUGAAUCUCUUAAAAACUCUCCUGGUUAUGUUUCUUCUAUACCUGAUUUACCCUUGAAACUUCACACAACACACACACCUCAGUUCCUUGGCCUUAAUCCUAACAAAGGAGCAUGGCCAGCUUCUGAGUAUGGUAAAGAUGUUAUUGUUGGUUUAAUAGACACAGGUGUUUGGCCAGAAAGUGAAAGUCUCAAAGAUGAUGGAAUGACUGAAAUACCCUCAAAAUGGAAAGGGAAAUUAUGUCAAUUUGAUAAUUCCGACCAUUCAUCUUUGUGCAACAAGAAACUCAUUGGAGCUAGAUACUUCAACAAAGGGUUGUUAGCGAAAUAUUCCCAUCUUAGUACAACCAUUUUGGGUGGCUCACGUGACACAGUAGGUCAUGGAACGCAUACUUCAACAACGGCAGCUGGAAGAAAAGUGGAUGGUGCAUCUUUCUUUGGUUAUGCGAAUGGAACAGCAAGAGGAAUAGCUUCAAUGUCGAGAGUAGCCAUGUACAAAACUACAGGGCCAGAUGGAAGAGCAGUACCGUCUGAUAUAUUGGCAGCAAUUGAUGCUGCAAUAUCAGACGGUGUCGAUGUUCUUUCAAUAUCAAUGGGCGGCGUAGAAACGCCUUUCUAUUCUGAUACUAUUGCAAUAGCAACAUUUGCAGCCAUGGAAAAAGGUAUUUUUGUUUCUGUAUCAGCAGGUAAUCAAGGACCGUACUUUCGAAGUAUUCAGAAUGGAGCACCUUGGGUGACAUCUGUUGCUGCUGGUACUUUGGAUCGUGAACUUCAGGGAGUUCUUACACUUGGUAAUGGAGUCUCAGUCACUGGUUUGUCUUUGUAUCCCGGAAACUUUACUGCUACCAAUUCUCCAAUUGUUUUCAUGGGUUCGUGUGAGGAUAUUACAGAAUUAAACAAAGUGAAGAACAAUAUUGUAGUUUGUGAAGAUAAGAAUGGAACUCUUCUUAGUUAUCAAAUUUUUAAUAUGGUUAGAGCAGAAGUUGCUGCAGGUGUUUUCAUAACAAAUAUCCCACGCCUAGAUGAUUCAGACAAUAGAAUUCCAUCUAUCAUUACUAAUCUAGUAAAUGGAAAAAUUGUACAAUCUUACCUAAAGAGUCAUAGCUCGAAAAACUCUAGCUCUAUAGCAAGCAUCUCUUUCAAGGCAACCGGUCUUGGUGUUAAACCAGCACCAAGUGUUGAUUCUUAUAGUUCAAGAGGGCCUUCAGAGAGUUGUCCAUAUGUGUUGAAACCGGAUAUCACUGCUCCGGGCAGUCAUAUCUUAGCGUCAUGGCCCUUAAAUAUCCCUGUGGGCGAUUUUGAGGAUCGUGAUCUCUUCAACAAGUUUAAUAUUAAAAGUGGAACAUCUAUGGCAUGUCCUCAUGUUGCUGGUGUAGGAGCACUUUUAAAAGGAGCACAUGAUGAUUGGAGUCCGGCGGCUAUUCGGUCGGCAAUUAUGACGACGUCGUACAUUUUGGAUAAUACUAAGGAGCCAAUCAAAGACAUUGGAAAUGAUAACAAAGUAGCAUCUCCAUUAGUGUUGGGGGCCGGUCAUGUUGAUCCUAAUAGAGCACUUGAUCCUGGUCUUGUUUAUGAUGUUGGUGUUCAAGAUUAUGUUAAUCUUCUUUGUGCACUUAACUACACUCAGAAAAACAUUGCUGUCAUUACAAGAUCCACUUCUAAUAAUUGCUCUAAACCUUCAUUGGAUCUCAACUACCCUUCUUUUAUUGCUCUCAGCGAUAGUAGAAAUUCUUCUUCAAGGAUAAUACAACAGUUUUACAGAACAGUUACCAAUGUUGGUGAAGGACAAACAACUUACGUUGCUAACAUUACACCAAUGAAAGGGUUCAACGUAAGUGUUAUUCCAAAUAAGUUGGUAUUCAAUAAGAAGAAUGAGAAGAUAAGCUUUAAGUUGAAGAUUGAAGGCUCAAUAACACAAACUGAUGAUGAUGAAGAAGUAGUUUUUGGGUACCUCACUUGGGAGGAUGGGAAGCAUGUGGUGAGAAGCCCUAUAGUGGUAAGGUAACUAAACCAAAGUUCAGUUGGUAGAUCAUUAUAUCAAAUCAAAACUAAUAAAACAAUACAAUGAUAUUUAUGACUCUCAUCACUUUAAACUUUCAGGUUCUUAAUGUUUUCUUUUUACAUUUAAAACUUCAAGUAUUGUUGUACUAUCUUUAUAUUUCUCUAAGAACAAAAUCAUGUAAUCAACCAUUCACUAUUUUUUAAGAAAUAUAGUGCAUUCAUAUGCGAAUCAAUUCCAGGCCAAUUUAAUCAUUGAUUCCAUAAUUAAAAUUUA